GAUUUGUGACCAAAUAUUUGCAGUCGUAUCUCAUUUCCUCCGUCUUCUUCACAGACUUUCAACUCCCCAGCUCUUGGCGGCCCAGUUGCCGGCGGCCAUCUCCACAAACCCCACUCAAGAGUCCAAAUAAUGGGAUGUUGUUGCAAUCAAGAAGAAGAAGAACAACUCCUCCAAACCCUAAUAAACCCGCCUCAAGAAUCCCCCCUAUCCACAACCACCACCUCCUCCUCCGCCGCUGGCGGUAGAGGCGGAGAUGGAGAAUUUGAGUCAACCCACAUGACCAUAUCUCCGAUGAAUUCCAAUUAUUCUGCCCUGUUAUGCCAAGACACUCUCCGGGCUAUUUUUGAAAAACUUCCUUUAUCUGACUUGGCACGCGCGGGCUGCGUUUGCCGGCUGUGGAGCUUUGUCGCCUCCGACAGGGAAAUGCAGACGAGGGCUUUUAAAGCUCGGUGGAAAAUCAAGGAUGUUAUCGGUGAUCCUAGCUCCGGAAGCUUCUGGAGAGAUAAUAGUAUCUCCAAAUUCGCCAUUUCUCACCACCUCCUCCGCGGCGACACCGUGGCUGGCCUGGCUGUUAAGUACUCUGUUCAGGUUAUGGACAUCAAACGCUUGAACAAUAUGAUGAGUGACCAUGGCAUAUACUCAAGACAGAGGUUGUUAAUUCCUGUAAGCAAACCAGAGCUUCUCGUGAAUGGCACAUGCUACAUAGAAUUAGAUACCUAUGCUAAAAGGGAAGUAGCAGUUCUGUAUCUUGAAGGUGGCCCUGAUGGAAAGCUUGGUAAUCUGUUAAAUAGGUUGACCACAGAAGAGGGGAGAAGAAGGGUGAUUGACUCUUUGAGGAGGAGCAUGCAAGCUGAUGGUGAAACUGCGCAAUAUUACUUAUCUAUUUCUGAUGGUGACCUUCGAGCUGCUAUGACACAAUUUUCUGAGGAUCUGAGAUGGGAGAGGCACAUGGGGUUGGCCUGAUUUUAGAGCAGUCAUAGAACCAGACUUUGUCUUGGAAAAUUUCAAGAAGUAUGUAGUCUCGAAGGGCAGCUACCUUCUUGCUGUACUGGCCUGCUUUGAACCGAGCCCUGUAUAGGGGAUGCUUCCUGGUGUAUGUUUUUUAUGCUUGUGCAUCAUGUUCAUCUGCAUGUAUCCAUGCCUUAAACGUGAUCUCUCUUGUGAAGAAGAUUCCCUUGUUCACAAACUUAACUGAAUAAAGCCUGCAAGUAAUGGCAGAAAUUGUCUGUUAUAAAAUGUUUGUAAGUUCUGGUUGAAACACUGGAGCAUGGAUUCUGUACUCUAAAGCUUGUUACUUAAAUGAGAAGGAUAAUUUGUUAACCUUCUUGUACAUUGCACUUCAUGAAAUUCUUUGUUAAAACAUGUAAACGAUGGGUCACUUGAUUUUUAAUCAUGUAGUGUGAAGAUGUUUAUUUUUCUGUAAGAAA
Molecule: messenger RNA, 1427 nt
Organism: Coffea arabica (coffee)
Lineage: Eukaryota; Viridiplantae; Streptophyta; Magnoliopsida; Gentianales; Rubiaceae
Product: F-box protein At1g55000
Molecular function (GO): protein binding
Source: RefSeq, a predicted model, not a curated record